GAAGAGUUGAAAUAUUAUUAAUUUUUGUUUACCAUAUUAUAGGCCUUUUAUUUCAUACUCGGAAAUAAGUUUAUGGCGUUUAAUUUGUGUAAACAAAAUACCUUGGUAAAUAAUUGAGGUCAAAAUAUUUUGAUUAACAAUUUUUGAUCAGAGUUGUUUUGUUUCGGGGAAAUCUAGGUAAACUGAAAGAUGUAUGGAACAAGAGAAAAGACGUUGUUAUAUAUUUGAUGUAUAUAUAUUGUUAACAAUGGGAAAGUUAUUGGAGGUUGAUUAUUAUAUUAUUGGUAUUAGUUUAUUGAUGUUAAAGAUAUCUGGUUUACCAACUAUACAUACAUGUAAUCAUUUGAGUUCUUUAAAUCAUGAGAUACAAUAUGAUGUAGAUAUAGAACCAGUACAUAUAGUUAAAAAACGAAGUAUAAAUCAUCCACUACGUAUACAUCUACAUUAUGAUACCAGUUUAGAUCUAUUACCACCUGAUCAUGUUCAACUAUUAAAGGAAACUGCUAUAGAAGCUGUGUCAUUUUGGAGUAAGACAUUAUGGGUAAGACAGACUGCUGCUCCAAUUAGAUUAAAGAGGAAGUGUGAGAACUCCCAUGUUGGAUACAGAAAUCAAAUAAGUUGUUGUUAUGAAGGUUGCAGUAGGAAAACAGUUUGUGGUGAAAUAGAAAUACCAAAUGAACAUCUGGAGGAAUGUAACUGGUGUGAUGAUAACAGAGAAUUUAAUGAUUAUAAUUCUAAAACAGGUGUAUCUAAUACUGAUUUUAUAUUAUAUGUAGCAGCUAUUAAAUCAGAUAGAUGUUUACAAAGUACAGUAGCAUAUGCUGGUCAUUGUCAACAAGAACGGGCAUUAGAUAGACCUGUUGCUGGUUAUUUUAGUAUAUGUCCUCAAUCUAUAUCAACUAAUAAACAAGACAGACUACAAUUACUAUCAACUUUAAAACAUGAAAUAUUACAUGCAUUGGGGUUUACGGCUAGUCUGUUUGCUUUUUAUCGGAAUGAGAAUGGUGAACCUUUAACACCCAGACAAGAGAUAUCUAAUAAACCUGAAUUUGAUAGUAGUUUACGAAUGUACAAAUGGAGUGCGAAUGUAGUCAAAACAAUACGGCGACCAGAUUGGAGAUUGCCAUCAGGAACAAUAACUAAAACUGUUAGAAUGAUUGUUACACCUAAAGUUAGGGAAGAAGUAAGAAGACAUUUUAACUGUUCUACAUUGGAAGGUGCUGAAUUAGAAGAUCAAGGAAUUGAUGGUACAGCUAUAACUCAUUGGGAAAAACGUGUCUUUGAGAAUGAAGCUAUGACUGGUACUUAUACACAAAGUUCUGUGAUAUCAAGAAUUACUUUAGCUGCCAUGGAAGAUACAGGUUGGUUUAAAGCUAAUUAUUCUCAAGCUGGUCACUAUGAAUGGGGUAAAGGUUUAGGCUGUGAUUUUGUUAAACAGAGCUGUUAUCACUGGAUGGUAACAAGAGAAGCUAGGAAUGAAGAUAUUUAUCCUUACUGUAAGAAAGUUAAAACCAAUGAACUAUGGACAGAUUGUACAGAUAAUCGUCAUUCUGUAGCAUUAUGUAAUCUAGUGGAAUAUAAACAAUCAUUACCUCGUAAAUUUCAGUAUUUCAAUGGAAUAGAAGGUGUAGCUGAUAGUGAAGUAGGAAGAUUUGGAGGCUCAGUCUCGUUAGCUGAUUACUGUCCAUAUUUACAGGAGUUUUCCUGGACUAAUAAGGAUGAAAUUUUACGUGGCUCUAGUUGUUUAGUUCAUAGUAAUGGUAUAGAGCGUGAUACCAAUUAUUUUGGUGAAGAAUAUGGGAAUAAUUCAUUAUGUUUAAAUCAUGGUGGCAAAUGGUACUUACAUCAUUGUGGUGGAGUUAAUAGUCCACAACAUAGUGGUAGUGGAUGUUAUAGGUAUGUGUGUUCAUCAGAAUUAGGUUUAACAGUGAUAGUUGAUAAUAAACCAUAUAGAUGUUAUAAAUCUGGUCAACGUAUUAAACCAUCAUUUAUAACUAGAAGUUACCUUCAUCAAGGUUCUAUUAUUUGUCCAUCCUGUCAUGAAGUUUGUGAUGUAAGUAUGAAUUUGAUCUUAUAUACCAUAUAA
This is a messenger RNA of Lottia gigantea (owl limpet), 2086 nucleotides long. RefSeq lists its product as hypothetical. Gene Ontology annotation, cellular component: membrane; cytoplasm. NCBI's taxonomy places the organism in Eukaryota, Metazoa, Mollusca, Gastropoda, Lottiidae. The transcript has 17 exons. The coding region runs from base 194 to 2086 and encodes 630 amino acids. The record is from RefSeq and is a predicted model, not a curated record. Gene Ontology annotation, molecular function: metalloendopeptidase activity. Gene Ontology annotation, biological process: cell adhesion; proteolysis.